ACUGUCAAAAGGGAAGAAACGAGAGAGAUAGAGAGUAAGCCUGUGAAUAAAAUAUAAUUUUCUCCCUCGCAUAUCUAGGCAACUUGUGCGGAUUUCUGCCUUUCUUGCGAAAAAAGAACCAAGUUCUGGCGAAACGGGCGGUCGAUAUCUUUCGGUCAAGUAAUGUUCUUUAUCGGAAUGAGCCAGGCUUAAGUGUAAAUGGUGACCAUUUGUUCGACAUUUGUUUCCAUUUGACUGUCUGCGUUAAGGGUGUUUCCAAGCUGGAAGGGAAUGUGUGGAAGCAGAUAAAUACAACGCAAGGGAAAAUGUGAAAAGUUACUAGUUUGCUGAAACCCGUUUGUGAAGUGCUCGUGCCAUUCCGCUGUGCUGUGCCGUAGUGCGUCGAUUACAGAAAUCUCGACCGACAGAAUAAAAGAACAACUCGUAGGAAUGGAAGCGAAAAAUGGCAAAUCUGGUCCUACAACCACAAUCCCUGUCGCAUCGUCGGGUGGUGGGGGGUGCAGUGUUACCGCGACGGCCAAGAAUGGGGUGAAGGAAAACCCGAACGGUCCCCGGGUGGUGACCAUCUACAAGACGGAAACCGGUUUCGGGUUUAACGUCCGCGGACAAGUCAGCGAGGGUGGGCAGCUGCGAUCAAUCAACGGCGAGCUGUAUGCACCACUGCAACACGUCAGUGCUGUUUUGGAUAACGGGGCCGCGGAACAGGCUGGCAUUAAAAAGGGCGAUCGAAUCCUGGAAGUCAAUCAUGUGAACGUGGAAGGUGCUACUCAUAAGCAGGUGGUGGAUCUCAUCAAAUCCGGUGGCGAUACUCUAACGUUGACCGUCAUAUCAGUCACACAGCAGGAGGCGGAACGUCUUGAACCGACGGAAGACCCCGGCGGAUAUUCAUACAUCGACUAUUCGGAAAAACGUAGCCUGCCUAUUAGUAUUCCGGAUUACAACAUCAUUCAUCGUGGGAACGAGCGAUACGUUGUUUUCAAUAUCCAUAUGGCUGGUCGGCAGUUGUGCUCACGACGGUAUCGCGAAUUCUCAAACUUACAUCAACAGCUAAAGAAGGAAUUUUCCGGCUUCAGCUUUCCCAAAAUGCCCGGCAAGUGGCCGUUCCAGCUAAACGAGCAACAACUGGACGCCCGCCGACGUGGGCUGGAGCAGUAUUUGGAAAAAGUCUGCGCCGUACGAGUGAUUGCGGAAAGUGACGCAGUCCAAGAAUUUCUCACCGACACUGUAGAUGAUCUGGCAGCGUCACCAGUCGAUAUUAAAAUAAUGCUACCCGAUCAUGCCGUUGUAACGGUGUCGGUGCGAAAGUCGGCGAAUGCACAGCUCGUGUGGGAGCAGCUGGUGCAGCGAGCCAAUCUGACCUCUUACACUCAGCAAUAUUUUUACCUUUUCGAAAUUGUCGAGUACAAUUUUGAGCGUAAGUUACAACCCCACGAAAUUCCUCAUCAGUUGUACGUGCAAAACUACAGUACGGCUUCCAGCACGUGUCUUUGCGUAAGGCGAUGGCUGUUUUCUAUAGAGCGAGAAAUGUCGCUUCCUGCCGGCGAGCAGGCAGCGAAGUUCAUUUUCUAUCAGGCCGUCGAUGAGGUGAAUCGCAGCAAUAUUCGUGCAGAUGGACGUUUGUAUGAGCUGAAAGCGCUACAAGACUCGAAAAAGGCGGACGAAUAUCUUGCACUAGCACGCACUUUGCCCGGCUACGGUGAUAUCGUCUUUCCACAUUGUGCAUGUGACAGUCGUAAGGAGGGCCAUGUGGUACCGGCAGUAGGCAUGAAAAGCUUCCGGUUGCAUGCAUGUAGGGAAGAUGGUGCACUCGAGGCACAAACCGUAGAGUUGCAGUGGGCUACAAUCUCACGUUGGGAAAGUGACGAGGAAUCGAUGGCGUUUUGUUUCCAGUACAGCCGCUCGGACAAACCUCCGCGAUGGGUUAAAGUUUUUACACCAUACCACGCAUUCUUGGCCGACUGCUUCGAUAGGAUAAUGGAGGAACGAGCAUGGGACGAUACAGGAGAGUAAACAAACGCACGCUCGAUAGUCGGAUAUGAUAAUGCAUUUCAGUUAGCCAGAAUGAGGAUAGUCUUAUUAGCUGUGAAAGAUUUGUCUUGGAUGAAUGUACGCCAAGGCACGAAGAUGAUGUUACAACGGAUGUUUACAUGCAUCGACAACACAAAUUGUUGCUAAUUAUUUAGUCAUGAAAACGAUGGCGAACCUAUAUUUCUGGACGAUACUGCGCCUAUCGCGAUCGUUAUGCUGGAUCAAGAUGGUACGAAAUUAUUACGAUCGCUAUUGUUGUAGUAUUACGAAACAGAAGAAAGGAGCAAAUAUUACUACUAUACCUUCUGGAGCAUUCCGCCAUGUUUAGCUAUGAUCUGAUGGAUCCACUUAUGACUAAUCUCUAGUAGUUUUGCACAGCUAGUAAUAUAUUGCGACGCAUGUUGGAUGAAACAUUUUUCACUGAAUAGUGCAGCGAAUCGUCUCUCUCUCACACUCUUUCCUAUUUUCAAACCCUCUCUCUUUCUUUUUGUAUUUCUUUAAGAUGUCUAUUAUUUACGUAGUACAGCUGACGCCAUCGUAUGAUAAGAUGUUUUGUUAUGGCAAUUCUUUUGGAGUGAUAAUCUCGAAGUACUACAAAAACACACCACACACAUAUUUAUCCCACGUCAUAAAUAAGCAUAAUACAUGUAGAGUAGAGAUCUGAAAUUUUUUCCAUUUAAUUUUCCGCGUUGCAUACCAUUCGCUGUUGAAAAAUGUCUCGCUUAGGUAGCUGGUACUUCCAUUUUAUUUCUCUCGAACCAUGUAUUAGUUCCUUACCAACCGAUUUUUUAAUCAUGCAGCAUUCUGUAACGCCUUGCAAGUGAUCCAUGUUUGCGUUUGAGUUAGCUAAGAAAGGGAUGCGUCGUGUACUAGCAGCAGUACGAAACAUAAUCGGUAACGCCCAAAAACCAAAACAUUUUUAACAAUUUGGACAGUAUGUAGCUUGCUAAAAAUAUUCACAUAUGUUUUCGUAAAUACAGUCAUUUGAUUAGUGGUAUGGUCUGUCAGAAAACAUUCCAAUUUAUGUUUGUUGAUUGUUGAAACUGUUGCUUCAUUCCACUACGCCAUGAUGCCUUUACAGCAUUACUAUGACGCUAGUCUGCAUGUUCAAAAAGGGUAUUAGUUACAAAAGUGUUAUGAUUGUUUAGGAAAAAAAUCAAUAGUUAGAAGAAAAGAGAUUUGGAGAUGCAACAAAAGAAAAGAUGAUGCAAAAAAAAUCAACAAAUCGGAAAAAUGUCCAAUGAUCUCUCUACAAAAUUAUCACUUGUAUCUAUGUCGUGUAAAGCUCACAAUUGUUAGCACGUGAAAGUAUAGCAAGUAAAAACCUUGUAGUAUUUCGAUUUUAGUAUUACCAACAAUCAAGGAGCGAUAAAGUUAAAGCCACCACAAUGGAAAUUAAUGUUUGAAGUAGACAUACCAUGUACAUAGAAAUUAAAGAAACUCGGAAGGAAAUCUUACUUUUGUGGAAGAAAGAUACGAGUAGAAAACGUCCUAGAUUAUAUGCUGACCAUCAUGUUUAAGGCAAAUUUUUGCACAGUAAAUGAUGUAUGCUUGCGCACCGAUACACACGUAACGAAUGAAAGGACAUAGAUUUCAAUUAGAACCGAUCAAAUGAUAUGCUGAACAACAUCAUUAAGAUAGUAUUCUGUGUGUUAGUCUAUUUCUUGUGAGACAACGAUAAACAGAAUUCAUGAGAUUUGGCAAUGUGGAGCACAGGAACGAAAAAACAAUGCAACAUAAUCACAUUGACUACUACAUGACGCAGCGCUAGUUGACACCGAAAUUACUGCUCAGACCAAGUACCGUAUCGAUGACUACUAUGGUACCGAAACCGCGCAGCUGGAAUCGGCUUCAUGCUUGACAAUGGUCGUGCGGUACUGCGCUUUCGCAUCGAUCGGUGCUCUAGUCUCAAAAUGCUUUGCGUUUAAAA
Molecule: messenger RNA, 3958 nt
Organism: Anopheles merus
Lineage: Eukaryota; Metazoa; Arthropoda; Insecta; Diptera; Culicidae
Gene: Snx27
Product: sorting nexin-27
Exons: 5
Coding region: 430-2010 (526 amino acids)
Biological process (GO): signal transduction; intracellular protein transport
Cellular component (GO): early endosome
Molecular function (GO): phosphatidylinositol-3-phosphate binding; protein binding
Source: RefSeq, a predicted model, not a curated record